CCACAACGCAGGAACCCAAUCGCUCACACAACCAUUUUAUCGUGCUUCAGGCACGUACCAAAAAGCACUGCACAUUUCAGCGCAUUUUUCUCUCCCACUCCCCUCUCUCUCUCUCUCAUCCUCAUCCUCAUCCUCAUCCUCAAUGGCCACAAUCUACAAUAUCCCCUUGUACGGAACCAACGUAACCGUCACCGAAACCGCCACCGCCUCCGUCGUCAAAAAAUGGAUCAAGUCCAUGCUCUUCUUCCACCGCCACCACUACAACAACGGCACCCUCAUCGUCGGCCUCGGCGUCCAGUGGACUCCAAUCGGCCAAAACCCUCCGGCGGACACCUUGCAGCUCUGCAUCGGAAGCCGCAUCCUCAUCUUCCAUCUCACUCACGCCGAGACCGCGCCUCUCGCGCUUUACCAGUUCCUCGAAAACCCUAGCAUCUCCUUCGUCGGAUUCUGGAACCACUCCGAUCGGUCAAAGCUUGCUACCUCCUGGGCGAAUUUGGAGAUGUGCAGGGAUCCUUAUGAUCUCAGAUUCUACGCGGCUAUGGAGUACGAUGAUCCGGAGUUGAAAACUGCCUCCGUGCCGUGGAUCGUGAAGAAGUGCCUCGGAUUUGAUGUUCAACAGAGGCCAGAUGUUAGCAUGAGUGAUUGGAAUCGAGAGUAUCUUACCGCUGAUCAGCUUCUCUAUGCCUGCACCGAUGCUUACUGUGCUUUUCUGAUCGGAAAAGAUCUCGAGGUUUGGGAAUUUGAUGAUUAGCACUUAACAGGUAAAAUCGAUUCAACUCUGCUAUCAAUGAAAAAUGCUUUGUUUAGAUUUCAGAACCUUUCAUAGCUCAUAGUUUUGACUAGCUGGCGUGUAGUAGUAGUAGUAGUACUGCGUUUGAACUGUGCCUAGCUACUAGUAUGUUUCACCGGUGGAGUAAUAUUGACGGUGACGGAUAUGUUGAUCUUGCUUUGUUUGUUUCUAAAUUUGCUCUGGUUUUUCAUGAAUGGUGAUAGAUUUACAUUUUCA
Lotus japonicus is the source of this 1006-nucleotide messenger RNA. RefSeq lists its product as uncharacterized. The coding region runs from base 143 to 751 and encodes 202 amino acids. The record is from RefSeq and is a predicted model, not a curated record. Gene Ontology annotation, molecular function: 3'-5' exonuclease activity; nucleic acid binding. Lineage: Eukaryota; Viridiplantae; Streptophyta; Magnoliopsida; Fabales; Fabaceae. Gene Ontology annotation, cellular component: cytoplasm; nucleus. The transcript has a single exon.